This is a messenger RNA of Knipowitschia caucasica, 720 nucleotides long. The record is from the annotation of a GenBank genome assembly. Lineage: Eukaryota; Metazoa; Chordata; Actinopteri; Gobiiformes; Gobiidae.
AUGGCGCUGAGACAAAACUCUGACAAGGAGCCAAGUAUUGAGUUGUUCAUCAAGGCUGGACACGAUGGCGAAAACGUGGGGAACUGCCCCUUCUGCCAGCGCCUCUUCAUGGUCCUGUGGCUCAAAGGAGCAAAGUUUACAGUGACCACCGUUGACAUGAGGAAAAAACCAGCAGAGCUGAAAGACUUAGCUCCUGGGACCAACCCUCCGUUCCUUCUCUACAAUGGCACCCUCAAGACUGACUUCAUCAAAAUUGAAGAGUUUCUGGAGCAAACUCUUUCCCCACCAAGAUAUCCUCAUCUCAGUCCCAUAAAUAAAGAAUCAUUUGAUGUGGGAGCAGACAUUUUUGCAAAGUUUUCAGCUUUCAUUAAGAAUAGUCCAAAUAAUACACUCCAGCAGAAAAACCUUAUACGUGAAUUUAAGCGCCUGGAUAAAUAUCUGAACUCACCCCUGCUUGACCAAAACUCCAGUGAUGUCAUCGUCUCCAAAAGAAAGUUUUUGGAUGGGGAUUGUCUGACACUGGCAGACUGCAACCUACUGCCAAAACUACAUGUGAUCAGGGUUGCUGCCAAGAAAUACUGUGACUUUGAGAUACCGGCAGAGUUCACUGGUGUGUGGCGCUACCUACAGAAUGCCUAUGAAAGGGAGGAGUUCAAACAGACCUGUCCUGCUGAUAUUGAGAUAGAGAAGGCUUACCUUGGUGUGACAAAAAGAAAAUAA